Molecule: messenger RNA, 1517 nt
Organism: Closterium sp. NIES-67
Lineage: Eukaryota; Viridiplantae; Streptophyta; Zygnematophyceae; Desmidiales; Closteriaceae
Source: the annotation of a GenBank genome assembly
CUCAGAAAUCGCCUUUCACAUUUAGCGACCAUGACGCCGAUUGCCGUCUUAUUGUUGUGGGUAGUCGUAUAACCUGGUGCGUGGCUUUAGGAAUGGCGGGAGAAUCAGCUGUAACCUUUCUCCUUCACGGUGGUAUCUCUCUAUCCACAUGAGUGAUCGGCAUGGAGCAACCCUGGAUCGAACAUGUCCCUGGACCUCGUCCGUUUUUCUCUAAGCAACGUUUUUAUAGACCACGCCUUAGCUGGCGUUCUCAGUCAUCAUGCCCUAGCUCGAGUAUCGGUUUCUAGUGCUUUAUUUUUUGUUAACUAGGGCUACUCGCACCUCUUAGUGGCACGUCUGCUGUCCUUUAACGGCUAUUCCUCAACUCACGUAUCCUUUUGGAGCCUUCAUCCGUCUCGACGCACUGCAAUCUUUGAUAGAAAACACGGAUUUGGACAGCGAAAGCGCAGGUUUGAUCCCAGUGUUCGCGCCUUCUCGUAACCCGUGGCCGCAAUAAUAUUUUAAUCGCGUCGCAGCUUCUCCUAAGUCGACCAGGAAAGCGCCAUGGCUCUUCUGGAGCAUCUGAAGGUCGACCCCGGCAGUAUUCGCUUCCAGUUCGAGGUGGGCCAGGAGCUCCGCAGCACCCUUCGCUUCACCAACUUCAGCGACCAAACGCUGGUCAUUAGGCUGACCCCGGGCACUGCUCGUGCGUACACUAUAGUGGAUGGGGGCAUGCUGCUACUGCCGCCUAACAGCCUCGAAGAGAAGUCAGUGCUGUGUGCAGCCUUUGACAAGAAGCCCUUCUGGUUUCCCGCGGAUUUCUUCACCCUCGAAUGCUUCCUCGCUAACUCCAUCCAAGAGGUGGAGCUGGGUCGCGAUGUGGUACCCAUAGGCCGUCGCCAGCUGCAGGUGGCCUUCAACGAACGACCGGGCGGCAACUCCAUGCCCGCCCUCUUCAGUAACGUGAGAGAGAGAGAGAGAGAGAGAGAGAGAGAGAGAGAGAGAGAGAGAGAGAGAGAGAGAGAGAGAGAGAGAGAGAGAGAGAGAGAGAGAGAGAGAGAGAGAGAGAGAGAGAGAGAGAGAGAGAGAGAGAGAGAGAGAGAGAGAGAGAGAGAGAGAGAAGAGAGAGAGAGAGAGAGAGAGAGAGAGAGAGAGAGAGAGAGAGAGAGAGAGAGAGAGAGAGAGAGAGAGAGAGAGAGAGAGAGAGAGAGAGAGAGAGAGAGAGAGAGAGAGAGAGAGAGAGAGAGAGAGAGAGAGGAGAGAGAGAGAGAGAGAGAGAGAGAGAGAGAGAGAGAGAGAGAGAGAGAGAGAGAGAGAGAGAGAGAGAGAGAGAGAGAGAGAGAGAGAGAGAGAGAGAGAGAGAGAGAGAGAGAGAGAGAGAGAGAGAGAGAGAGAGAGAGAGAGAGAGAGAGAGAGAGAGAGAGAGAGAGAGAGAGAGCAUGGGUUCCCAAGCUAUAUAAGGCCCUCUCCCUCUCAUUCUCCUCUGUUUUUACAUGGAGGGACUCCUACUACUGACGGGACGCUCGCCAACCUCCCAG